This is a messenger RNA of Lactuca virosa, 351 nucleotides long. The record is from the annotation of a GenBank genome assembly. Lineage: Eukaryota; Viridiplantae; Streptophyta; Magnoliopsida; Asterales; Asteraceae.
AUGGCAAUGUCUAAUUUGCGCCGUCUACUCUCCACGCCACCGCCGGACCUCUCCCGUCCCGCUGCGAUUUUCUCCACUGUCCGAUCGGAACUAUCUAACCCUGCAAAUCGGUUCUUCUCCAGUUCUCCGGAAAAGCUUCAAAGCCAACAAGACUUGCCCAACAAUCAGCACGAAGCUGUUAACGAACAAGAUCAGAUCCAGAAACUUCAAGAUCACGAAGAGGGGAACGAUGAAGACGACGGUGACGAACCUGAUAUGAACAAAGAGACCGGCGAGAUCGGUGGACCCCGAGGUCCCGAGCCUACUCGUUACGGCGAUUGGGAACGUAAUGGUCGUUGCUCUGAUUUCUAA